AUGACGGACGAGCAGAAGGUUUUCAUCCCACCCAAGCGGGUCAACACCGACUACCCCGUUAUCGACACCGACCCCCACUGGAGGCGGGCGUUUAGAUAUGCACGGCCGGAAGAUUGGACAUAUGGAGCGGGGAUGGCAGCUAUAGGACCUGCUUUUAUGCUCGCAACCGAACGAUAUGCGCCGUCAUUCUCUGGCAGAGGUGCCUUUGGCCCGGUCUUCAGACUCAGCUGCGCCGUUGGAUUAAUAGCGGGAGCCGCAUUGGUAUACCAGAGAAGUUGCUUGCGCUUCUACGGCUGGACAGAGAACGACCGAGAAGUCAAGAUGGAUAUGAGAGAAAUGGUGGACAAAGUGAAGCGGGGCGAGCCUUUGUACGGCAACACCGACCUCACCCCGUACAUGCAGGGUGUGGCUGCACGAAACAGCAGAUACAGUGCCUUGAUGGCGAACGUUGUGCCGUGGGCCAACUUUGUCAACCACAACCAGCAUGGCGUGGAUACUGCCAAGUACUAUCAACAGGCAGAACGAGAACUAGAAGCUGAGAGAUUAGAGAAGGGUGGCCGGUGA
Messenger RNA from Exophiala dermatitidis NIH/UT8656, 564 nucleotides. Its product is annotated as NADH dehydrogenase. The record is from RefSeq and is a predicted model, not a curated record. The transcript is spliced from 5 exons. Lineage: Eukaryota; Fungi; Ascomycota; Eurotiomycetes; Chaetothyriales; Herpotrichiellaceae. Bases 1 to 564 code for a protein of 187 amino acids.